Molecule: messenger RNA, 8988 nt
Organism: Ctenopharyngodon idella (grass carp)
Lineage: Eukaryota; Metazoa; Chordata; Actinopteri; Cypriniformes; Xenocyprididae
Gene: megf11
Product: multiple EGF-like-domains 11
Exons: 26
Coding region: 364-3708 (1114 amino acids)
Cellular component (GO): membrane
Molecular function (GO): zinc ion binding; protein binding
Source: RefSeq, a predicted model, not a curated record
GGCAACAGUGUCGGUUACAGAGGAUGAACCGCAGCGCACCGCUCUGACGGCACUGGUCAAAUAAACACGAACAUUGCGUCGAAUGUAAUAAAAUACAGUCCAGGACUCUUCUUCAUAUAGUCUGCUAUAAAUUACCUACGAGAAAGUGGAGAGUUUGAUUACGAAGACUAUGGACGAACAGCAAGAAGCGAUUUCAGAUCAGGGAAAGUAAAACGGACCAGGAGAAGGUGCCCUCUCUUUGCUUUGAGUCUGAUUAUCGGACUGUCUGGUCUCCAGCUCUUCUGUGUCUGGUUGUCUGGUUCAGGCGAGCAGUGAUCUUCCAGACAUCUCCAGGGACUGCAGCCCGUGGUCUGAGGAGGAGUCAUGGGGCCGGUACGGGCCUACCCAUUAGCCCUGCCUGUGCUGGCUGUUCUGGGCCUCAUUAUCUGCGCAUGGAGCCUCAACCCAGAUGACCCCAAUGUCUGCAGUCACUGGGAGAGUUACGCAGUGACUGUUCAAGAGUCCUAUGCUCAUCCUUUUGACCAGAUCUACUACACCAGGUGCACCGACAUCCUCAACUGGUUUAAAUGCACCAGACACAGAACCAGCUACAAGACAGCUUAUCGGCGCGGGGUGAGGACCAUGUACCGUCGCCGUUCACAGUGCUGUCCCGGCUACUUUGAGAGUGGAGACUUGUGUGUCCCACGAUGUACCGAGGAGUGCGCCCAUGGUCGGUGUGUGUCUCCUGAUACGUGUCAGUGUGAGCCAGGCUGGGGAGGACUGGACUGCUCUAGUGGUUGUGAAAGUGGCCACUGGGGGCCCCACUGCAGCAACCGCUGUCAGUGCAAGAAUGGGGCACUGUGUAACCCCAUCACAGGAGCCUGUGUCUGCACAGACGGCUACCAAGGCUGGCGCUGUGAGGAUCAAUGUGAGCCUGGCUACUAUGGCAAGGGCUGCCAGCUGCAAUGUCAAUGCCUCAACGGUGCCACCUGCCACCACGAGACGGGGGAAUGCAUAUGUGCACCAGGCUACAUGGGCCCCAUAUGUGGAGAGCGCUGUCCCUCUGGAAGUCACGGCCCACAGUGCGAGCAGCGCUGCCCCUGUCAAAAUGGAGGAACCUGCCAUCACAUCACUGGAGAAUGCUCCUGCCCUGCUGGAUGGACGGGGUCUGUGUGCGCCCAGCCAUGCCCAUUCGGAAAAUAUGGGAUCAAUUGCAGCAAGGAAUGCUCAUGCCGCAAUGGAGGACUGUGUGACCACAUCACAGGACAGUGCCAGUGUAUGGCAGGAUACAGUGGCCACAGGUGCCAGGAAGAGUGUCCGGUUGGCACCUACGGACCCCAGUGUGCCCUCCACUGUGACUGUCAGAAUGGGGCCAAGUGUUACCACAUCAACGGAGCGUGUUUGUGUGAUACAGGAUUUAAAGGGCCUCACUGCCAGGACAGGUUCUGUCCUCCAGGACUAUACGGUCUCAUCUGUGACAGAUACUGCCCCUGUAACUCCACCAACACACUCAGCUGCCACCCCCUGACAGGUGAAUGCUCGUGUACAGCGGGAUGGACGGGUCUAUACUGCAAUGAGACCUGUCCCCCGGGUUACUAUGGAGAAGGAUGUAGUGUGCCGUGCCAGUGUGCUAAUGGAGCAGACUGCCACGGUCUCACUGGGGCCUGUAUCUGUGCCCCAGGCUACACAGGAGAUGACUGUUCCCAAACCUGCCCACCUGGGCUAUACGGUACUAACUGCACUUCCACCUGCCACUGCCACAACCAGGCGUCCUGCUCACCAAUCGAUGGCUCCUGCAUCUGUAAAGAAGGUUGGCAAGGUGUCGAGUGCUCAAUCCUGUGCUCCAGCGGGACGUGGGGUUUGAGCUGUAACCGGACUUGUUUGUGUGCCAAUGGUGCAGCUUGUGACCCAAUCGAUGGCUCCUGUACCUGUUCUUCAGGCUGGAGAGGGGAACGCUGCCAACAGUCAUGCCCUGAUGGCACAUACGGGCUGGAGUGUCGCGAGCGUUGUGACUGUAACCACGCUGAUGGAUGUGACCCUGUGAGUGGAUUCUGUCGCUGUCUGCCAGGAUGGACAGGCAUCCACUGUGACAGCAUCUGCCCUCAAGGCUUCUGGGGGCCUAACUGCUCCAUGACCUGCUCGUGCCAGAAUGGAGGCUCCUGCUCUCCUGAAGACGGAACCUGCGUGUGCGCUCCUGGCUACCGUGGGACUUCCUGCAAAAGAAUUUGCCCUCCUGGUUUCUAUGGGCACCGCUGCAGCCAGUCAUGCCCACAGUGUGUGCACAGCACUGGGCCAUGCCACCACGUCACGGGUCACUGUGAGUGCCUGGCCGGCUUCUUCGGCUCACUUUGCAACCAAGUGUGUCCCAGUGGCAAAUUCGGGAAAGCCUGUGCUGAGAUCUGUCUGUGCACUAACAAUGGCACCUGCAACCCCAUUGACGGCUCUUGCCAGUGCUUCCCAGGUUGGACUGGAGACGACUGUUCACAGAUUUGUCCCAUAGGCCAGUGGGGCCCUGACUGCUUGAACUCAUGUAACUGUCACAACGGAGCCCAAUGUAGUGCCUACGAUGGAGAGUGCAGGUGCAGCCUGGGCUGGACCGGCCUCUACUGCACGCAGCGCUGUCCCUCAGGGUUUUAUGGGCGAGACUGUGCAGAAGUGUGCCGCUGUCAAAAUGGAGCCGACUGUGAUCAUAUCACUGGCCAGUGUGCCUGUCGGACUGGCUUUAUUGGGACCAACUGUGAACAGAAGUGUCCUCCCGGGACAUUUGGCUAUGGCUGUCAGCAGCUGUGUGAAUGUAUGAACAACGCCACCUGUGACUAUGUGACCGGAACGUGCUACUGCAGCCCGGGAUACAAAGGAAUCCGCUGUGACCAGGCGGCUCUAGUGAUGGAGGAGCUGAACCCCUACACUAAGAUCAGUCCCGCUCUGGGUUCAGAGCGCCAGUCCGCGGGUGCUGUCAUGGGCAUCAUCUUCCUGCUCCUGAUCAUCAUGGCCAUGCUCAGCUUGUUUGUUUGGUUCAGACAAAGACAGAGAGACAAAGGCCAGGACAUGCCUAGUGUCUCAUACACACCAGCCCUGCGUGUCACCAACACUGACUACUCCCUCUCUGAAACAUCUCAGAGCAGCAGCAGUGGCCAGUGCUUCUCCAAUCCCAGCUACCACACUGUGGCACAGUGCAACAUCUCAUCCUCCAUCACAAACAACCUGGACGGCACUCUCACUCUUAAGAAAGGAGACAGGAACAGUUCAGAAUGGAGAGCGUACUGCAAUCUCAAUGACCUGGGAGUAUCAAGAGGAGACACACUUACACUGAGGGACAACAAAACCACCCGAAUGGCCAAAGAUUACAUAAAGGCCUCCAUGUGUAGCUCCAGCUCAUGCUCCCUAAAUAGUGAGAACCCGUACGCCACCAUCCGAGAUCCACCCAGCCUGGCCUGCAAGCACACUGAAAGCAGCUACGUGGAGAUGAAGUCUCCUGCGCACAGAGACCUGACCUUCUGCUCUAGCACUAGCACAACCCUGACCACUGCCAGCAGGAACGUUUAUGACGUGGAACCGACAGUGAGUGUUCUUCAGGGACCCAAUGGCCUGGCGACCGGAUUCUCCCAGAGUCCCUACGACCUCCCGCGGAACAGCCACAUUCCCAGCCACUACGACAUCUUGCCCAUGCGCCACAGCCCCACACACACCCCACCCCCUCCAGAGAGCCCCCCGAGCUCCCUGCUGUAGAGCCCAGUCCUGCCCCAAAAACACAGACGCAAGACUGGCAGCUCCAAGACCUCGUUUUUUUUACAGUCUCAACCUCCGUUUCUCUUCUUAUCUCUCUUCCUCUCCAACACACAUUCAAGUACAGAUGCAUGAGUAGAUUAACUGGACAUGACACAGGUGGAGAUCGUAUUCCUCUUUCCGUUGAGUAAACGAGGAUUGUGGGAAAUGAACUGUAUACCAGAACAAGAGCUCCAGAUUUGGACACCAGCGAUUAUUCAUCAUCCCUCUCAGAGGUGUUUUAUAACAAGCUGUGCAUAUAAAAUCAGGAAAUACAAGUGUAGAAAAGCAUUCUUUGCUUAUAGGUCAAUGAAAAGACUUUUGGAGGGAAUAAAGAAGCAUUUGAGAGGUUUUCAUGGAAACAUACUCACUAUGUUGAUUCUUAAAGACUAGAGCUCCGCACACUGGAACAGAUAAUCAAUGCGACUCAAUGAUCCAGAACUUGUAAUUUGGAGUUGGCAUCAAUCUCGAAACCGAGAGCCGGGGUGACAGUGAGAGGGCAGUCCUCUUUUUUUCACCCCUGAGCUUUUAGUCUGGACCUUAGAGACAAAAGCAUGGUUUAAAAUAAGAAAUAUUAAGAGUUCUUAUUGCAUAGAGACGGUUACCAUUAUGAGAUGAGGAAGUACCGACCAUGACUUUAAUACUGUACAUUCAUCUACCGCUCAGAAAUAUUUAUAAAGUUUAUGAGGAGAGCCUGGGGUCAACAUGAGCUCUGUGAUACUGUACUACACUGCUCAUUUGUGUAACAACCUGGUGCUUUCUAUUGUACUGUACAUAGAAGUUUAUGACUGUUGCUAUCAGUUAAUUGGGUGUGUAUGUCUUAUGAAUUGGGAUUAAGUUGUGUAACACUUUCAAAGCUAUCACGUUAAGUUUUUCUUCUUUGUAUGUUUACAUUUUUAAAACAUCUGUUAGCAAGCCUUGAAAGGUUUUUAUUUUGUGGUUAUGUAUUUAUGAUGUUUAUUUAUACCUUGUUUGUGCAAGUGAUGUUUUUCUUUAUAGUGUAAAAGUUAAACAUAUUUAAAAAGGGGAAAAAAAGUAGCAUGAACAAAUGAAACCCAUAGUGACCAAUUAUUUUCAUGUGCUUGUGCUAUUCGUGCACAGUAUUAAUAUAUAAAGUCGACAUUAUAUGUUAGUUCUUAUGUCAAAAUAGACUCCAUGACAGGACGAGACCUCAUACGUGUCCUAAAAACAGUAUAAAUAGAUUUGGAGACGUGUCCCAUUCCUUGUGUUUCAGUUUGUUUAAUGAUUGCAGCUUUGAUUUGAGUUUUGUGGCUGCGUAACAUCAUAAUAGCAAUAACAUAGUGACAAUCAUUCAUAAAUAAAAGGGGGAAAAAGCAUUUCAUCAAUCCUAUCAGCUCAGUAGUGGUUCCUCGUGCACUUUUAUGAAUUGUUCAAGAUCGCUCAAACUAUUUAAUGUUCUUACUGUUUAAUUGCUGCUUAUAAAAAUACAUAAAGUCCUAAUUUUUGAAAUCUGUUCGAAGAACAUUGGUUAAUUGGAUUGUUUGGCAGUCACAUAUUUUUAUGUAAUAACCACUAAACUGUAUAAUUGACUUAUCUUAAGACAUUUUACGUUACAUUAACCUUAAAGUUAAUCUUUAAAAACAUUAAAGGAUUAGUUCACUUUCAAAGUUUUACUCACCCUCAAGCCAUCCUAGGUGUAUAUGACUUUCUUCUUUCAGAUGAACACAAUCGGAGAAAUAUUAAUAAAUAUCCUGACGCAUCUGAGCUUUAUAAUGGCAGUGAGCAGGUUUCAUGAGUAUGAGCUGAAGAAAGUGCAUCCAUCUAUCAUAAACGUGUACUCCACACGGUUCCGGAGGGUUAAUAAAGGCCUUCUGAACUAAAGUGAUUAGUUUGUGUAAAAAAAAAAAAAAAAAAUCAUAUUUAACAAGUUAUGAAGUAAAAUAUCUAGUUUCCGCCAGACCGCCUUCCGUAUUCAACUUACGAAGAAAGUGUAAAACUCGCGGUUCAAAAAGCUUACGCUACGUCCUACGCCUUCACUAUUCAACUUACAGAAAAAGCUUAACUGACGCGACGCCAGUUUCGUUUUUUUCGUAACUUGAAUAUGGAUGGUGGUCUGGCGGAAGCUAGAUAUUUUACUUCAUAGGCCUCAUGUAUAAAGCGUGCGUACGCACAGAUUUGAUCUUAGAGUGUGUGUACGCUUAAAUCCACGCCAACGCUCAUAUUUAUAAAAACGGUCGAAAAGUGCUUAGAGCCACGUCAGGGUCUGAGCAGAUGUACGCACAUUUCCUGGUCAGAUUACUGCAGGUUUUUGGAAAUCUAAGCUAUUCUUGCAGCUCGCCAGGGAUUUGGACGAUGACUGGUGAUCUUUUAUAUGUAAAUGACAUUAACUAGGUGUCGUUUAAAACGCGGAGAACUGAAACCAUUCAGUUCAAGAUCGUUUGUGAUUUAUAGAUUUCACAUCUGAAAGAGAGGCGUACGCUCGUUUUCUGUGUACGUUCAUUCUAUGAAUCACACGUACGCACAUCUGAGAAAUGAUCGUAAGAUCAAAUUCAGGACGGUUUCUACGCAACAUUUUAUAAAUGAGGCCCCAUAACUUGUUAAAUAUGGAUAUAUUUUUUUCACAAACGCAUCACUUCGCUUCAGAAGGCCUUUUAAACCCCCGGAGCCGUGUGGAGUAUGUUUACGAUGGAUGGAGGCAAUUUCUUCAGCUCAUACUCGUUGAUCCCUCUCACUGCCAUUAUAAAGCUCGGAUGCGUCAGGAUAUUUAUUAAUAUUUCUCCAGUUGUGUAUAUCAGAAAGAAGAAAGUCAUAUACACCUAGAAUGGCUUGAGGGUGAGUAAAGCUUAGGCUAAUUUUCAUUUGAAAGUGAACUAAUCCUUUUAAGUGUAAUAUUGUUAAAUACAUUCAUUAGCAAAUUAAGUUUUUUAUAUAUUGUAAUUUAUAAUGUUGUGAUGCUAGAUUCAUUUAGUGUUUAAAUUUAUUUAGACAACAGAUUUUGAUAUAGUUCAUUUACCUUGAAAAUAAUAAUUUGGUGUGUCUGUACUGAACAUCAUCUGUCACAAAUAACUGCUCCCUUUCAAAUAAACCAACCACUUUUACUAAAUUUAGAAAUAAGGACGUAGUGGUCAUGCCUUAAGGAACUGAAAUAAAUAUGAUGUUGAAAAAUAAGGAAUAAAGUAACAGGGCAUAUCAGAAGUGGUUAAUGAGGUAAUAAAACUGUUACAUGACAACUCAAAGCUUUUAAAGAACGGUUAAACGAAUUAUAAGUAACAGAAAAACUUUGAAUUAACUACAUAUUUUAUUUGCUCUUUUAAAUUGGAAUUACAGUGGACAGAGUAAUAGUAUAAUCAUAACAAUACAAAAUAAAUCACAGUACAGUGCAGACAAAAGAAACAAAAAGAAAUAAGGUUCUCGAGGCAAUACGUGAAAGAUCCGACAGUCAGAAAAGUAAUAUCUGGGUAAUCUUACUAGGACACACCAGCUAUGUGCAGUGCAUGGGCAGGUCAUAGUUGUGCCAUCUGUACCCUCACAUCAUUGGCACCGGCCCCUGUUAGCACCAGAGACCCCUGCCUCUAGAGAACAGUCAUACAAUCAGGGUCCUAAAAGAACAGAAACGGACCCUAACGCUUGUAUAAUCACCAGGUCUUUUCCUUUUGAUGGCGAUAAGUACUGUAUUACCUCAAUGUGCUGCUUAUAAGAUCUAGGGUUUUACCUUAUAAGAUAUAGGAGACUCACUAAAAACAGUAAAAUGACUUGCAUGCAGUAAUGUCGGUUCAGUCUGAUUCAGUAAUUACAUUGCAGCCUUGAAGGGCCUUCAAUUCCACCUGGAAUGUGUUCUGAUACUGUUGAGAAUGAUCCAUGUUGUUUUACCUAGGGCUAGGGUAAUUAGAGUCAAAGUGAAAUUUGCAGAAAAAUAAACCAGUUCAGGGUUGCAGACUAAGACACUGAGGUCUACGGUAUUCUUCCACACCGAGGUCACCCGUGGUGACCGUUAUAUAACAUGCAUUAUUAGUUCAGUCUUUACUGAUAAUUUAUAUCACACUGAGUAAAUUUUAUUAGACAGCCAUUAAGCGAAGACGAGCAUCACAGCUUGUGGUAGUUUCCUCAUCUGCUGGAAUCAGGACAAAGACUUUUUGUAGGCUAAAACACAUAAUACAUUCAUAAAUUAUCACACUGUGUCUUAACGCUUAAGAGUCCCAUCACUUCGCCACGAAGAUUAAAGGCUAACGACUCGAUUCAAGUGACUACCACAGAAUAAAUACAAGUUACAGGUCUUAAGAUCAUUAACUGUAGUGGCGGGAGAUAUUUUACAUUCAGUGCAAUAAAAAGAAAGAGAAAGUAUCCAGUCUGUUCCCUAGAGUGCUCUCAUGUGAUGCGGCCGUCGGCUGGCCGCCAUUCACUGCUGCGUGUUUUUCCUGUUCCAACUUUAACGACAGAGUGUGACCUGCAAAAGUACAAUGGGUUUGAGGUUGUGGUGAUAGGAUAAUGUUACGUUUAGGGGAAGUCCGUUCCCUCAUUUCAUACUGAAUCGGUUUGUGGUAGUGUUUCAAAGAGAACUUGUGCCUGUUUGGGAAAUAAUCUUUCUGCGUUAUGACAUCAAUUAUUGUUUAUUACAAAUUGAACUUUUGCUAUACGAAGACAACAACUGAAAGGGCUGGUAAGACUACAUUACAGCGUGAUUCUAGCGUGUGAUGAAGGCCUCGCCGCACUGGCACGGACCGCUGAAGAGGUGUUUUGCGUUUGAAGCACAUGCACGAAAGCGUCCGUGUGUAACGUUCCAUCAAAAAAGGCACUAAAACCACUAUUCUACCUCGAUGCAAAUGAAGCACGUGAUGGCGAAGAGAAAACAGCGCAGUAGCCAUGUGCCUUAAGGCCUCUUCCAUUGGCCUGAUGGUGAAAUCAAGAACGCGAUGCCGCCCAGUGUCGAAUGCAUGAAGGGAGUGUACAUGCAAUGUAAACCACACUUGGAAGAUGGCUGAAAGGUGAAGGACUGUGGUCUUUGGGCCCUAAUCAUCAUCUAACAUCUAUCAGGUACAUCAUCUCUCUACAAUCACAACAUUAAAUAUAGCAAAACCUCCAAUACUGCACGUUUCUCCCCUCCACCCCAGACACGACAGUGACAAGGGGGGCUGCUACUAUAGACAUACAUGAGCGAACCUCACACGUUUGCGAAUGAAAUUAUAUAUUAAGACAUUUCAGUGAAGAUCGGCACAAAUGAUUAUUAAAAUUCUGCAAUAUAAAAGCCUACCAUGGCAGGAAGGAGGAAAAAAAAAAAAAAAACAA